AUGGAUUUGCAAACGCUAAAUGAUACAUCUGGGAUUUGGGCAUGCCUUCAGCUUCAGAACAGCUCUGUUCUGAACGGGACCUUAAACGGGAGUCUGGAGAUUCCCAACGGCACCUGCGGAGACGCGUUUCUGCUGCCCAAGACGGAACCGGCGCGACCCAAAGAAAUGGAUUCGCUGCGCAUACUGCUAUACUCUCUCAUAUUCCUACUGAGUGUGUUUGGUAACCUGCUCAUCAUUGUGGUUUUGGUGGUGAAUAAGCGAAUGCGGACGGUGACCAACUCAUUCCUGCUCUCCCUGGCCAUUAGUGAUCUCAUGAUGGCUGUUUUCUGUAUGCCCUUCACUCUUAUUCCCAACCUGCUGGAGGAUUUCAUCUUUGGAGCUGCCAUGUGCAAGAUUGUGGCCUAUCUUAUGGGCAUCUCCGUCUGUAUAUCUACCUUCAGUCUGGUGGCUAUAGCCAUUGAGAGGUACAGUGCCAUUUGCAACCCGCUGAAGUCCCGGGCAUGGCAGACACGAUCCCAUGCCUACAAAGUCAUUGCUUCUACCUGGGUCCUGUCCUUCCUCAUUAUGACACCCUAUCCCAUCUUCAGCACGCUGGUGAAGUUCACCAAGCUCAACAACAUUACAGCUCACAUGUGCCGCCAUGACUGGCAAAAGAGUGAGGUGGAGCAAGCCUGGUGCAUCCUGUUGCUAUUUGUUCUGUUCUUCAUUCCUGGAGUGGUGAUGAUCAUUGCUUAUGGGCUCAUUUCUCGAGAACUCUACCGUGGAAUACAGUUUGAAUUGGAGCAGAAGAAGGGACAGAGUGGAAUGAAAAAUGGUAUCAGCACCACUGUCUUAUAUAGCAGCGAUGACGGAGACGGCUGCUACAUCCAGGUGUCCAAGAGGCCCAACUCAAUGGAGAUGUCAGUCCUCACCCCAACGGGCUCCGCAAAGGUGGACCGACCCCGCAGCAACACGUCUGAGGCUAAACUGAUGGCCAAGAAGCGGGUGAUCCGUAUGCUUAUUGUCAUUGUGGCCAUGUUCUUCAUCUGCUGGAUGCCUCUGUACUCCGUCAACACCUGGAAAGCGUUCGACCUUCCCUCGGCCCACAGGGCUCUUUCUGGAGCCCCCAUCUCAUUCAUCCACCUGCUGUCCUACACGUCUGCCUGCAUCAACCCAAUCAUCUACUGCUUUAUGAACAAGCGCUUUCGAAAGGCGCUUCUUGCCACCUUCUCCUGCUGCUGCUGGCCCUGCCGCAGAAGAGGCUUCAGGGAAGGUGACGAUGAGGUUACUGCCACCGGAGCAUCCAUCUCUAAGUUCAACUACACCACUGUCAGCACAAUGGGACCAUGCUGA
Sinocyclocheilus rhinocerous is the source of this 1332-nucleotide messenger RNA. RefSeq names its product cholecystokinin receptor-like. Gene Ontology annotation, molecular function: gastrin receptor activity; neuropeptide receptor activity. Gene Ontology annotation, cellular component: plasma membrane. Gene Ontology annotation, biological process: neuropeptide signaling pathway. The transcript is spliced from 5 exons. The record is from RefSeq and is a predicted model, not a curated record. Lineage: Eukaryota; Metazoa; Chordata; Actinopteri; Cypriniformes; Cyprinidae. The coding region runs from base 1 to 1332 and encodes 443 amino acids.